This is a messenger RNA of Striga hermonthica, 768 nucleotides long. The record is from the annotation of a GenBank genome assembly. Lineage: Eukaryota; Viridiplantae; Streptophyta; Magnoliopsida; Lamiales; Orobanchaceae.
AUGGGUAGUGAGGCUGGGUUCGAAUAUCAUUGGCGGAUGUCUAUGGGAGACGCGGAUAAGAUGGACCCGAAGAUUAUAUCCAAAGUGAAAGCUCACGAGGCAAAUCCUAAUGUUGCAUCCAAAUUUAAACCUGGCUAUAGAAUCUUUGUGUUUGAGUUCAAAACCGACUUCACCUUGGCGAUGAAGCCUUUUGGUCCCAAUACAUUUAUGGACUCGGAGAGUUUUUAUGCCAUAGUUUUUGAAUUGGCAAACCCUGCACUUGAGCGGUUUUUGCUCAAUGCCCAGGCAUUUGAACGGCUGAGGGAUUACUGGAUGACCCAAGAUGAAAUCUUUCGUCUUGUUGACGAGGCCAUUGAUUUCGCCCGACAGAAUGCGAGUGGUCGUGAGGUUCAAUGGGCUUCGUUGGUGGUAGUGGGCCUCGAGGUACGCACGGCCCAACAAGAGGGAGAGUCCAAUGAGGCCGUGAUGGACAGGGUAAUCCGAGCCCAAUACUUGGUGCCCAUGUCGUACUUGCCGUUUACUUAUUCCACGGUGGAGUGCGCACCGAAGAUUUACAACAUAUCGUACGAUUUCAUUAGAGAUAUCCAUAAAAAGGUGGAUAAAAUCGACGGUAUGUGUGGUAUAUGCUCGAGGAAUAUGAGUGUGAGUAUUGUUGCAUCUAAGCUUCCGAGGUGUGGGCAUACUUUCAUUCCGGUUGCAUUUGCUUGUGGUUGGAGGGCUGCAACCGGUGCCCGUCUUGCCAGACUACCGUGUUCAUUAACGAUUUAA